Messenger RNA from Agrilus planipennis (emerald ash borer), 1248 nucleotides. RefSeq names its product RNA-binding protein squid (gene sqd). Gene Ontology annotation, cellular component: nucleoplasm. The record is from RefSeq and is a predicted model, not a curated record. The coding region runs from base 98 to 1165 and encodes 355 amino acids. Gene Ontology annotation, molecular function: RNA binding. The transcript has 8 exons. Lineage: Eukaryota; Metazoa; Arthropoda; Insecta; Coleoptera; Buprestidae. Gene Ontology annotation, biological process: regulation of gene expression.
GUUUAGCAUUACUCAGCGUCCUUUUCUUGGAGUAAGUUGUGUAGUGAAGUGUUAGAUUUUCAUCAGGAAAAAUUUAAGCUCUUUUUAGAGAAAAAAAAUGGCAAAUCAAGAUUGUCCUAUGGAAAACGGAGAGGACUUUUCACAGGACGUACAGGCAGAUCAAAAUUUCCAACAGAAUGACCAAAUGAAUGGACAACAGCAAAACGGAGGCGCAGGAGAUGCGUCUCAAAUGGCCGACAGUGGAAGUGCAGAUACGCCAGGCCGAGACGACGACAGAAAAUUAUUUGUUGGAGGUUUAAGCUGGGAAACUACAGAAAAAGAACUUAGGGAACAUUUCGGCCAGUAUGGCGAGAUCGAAAGUAUUAACGUUAAGACAGAUCCGAAUACAGGCAGGUCGCGGGGCUUCGCGUUCAUCGUUUUCAAUACCGCCGAAGCAAUCGACAAAGUUUCGUCCGCCGGCGAUCACAUCAUUAACAACAAGAAGGUUGAUCCCAAAAAGGCGAAAGCACGACACGGGAAAAUCUUUGUUGGUGGUCUUACCACUGAUCUAUCCGAUGACGACAUCAAGAACUACUUUAGACAGUUUGGAAAUAUCGUAGAAGUAGAAAUGCCUUUUGAUAAGACGAAAAACCAAAGAAAAGGCUUCUGUUUUAUCACUUUUGACUCGGAACAGGUUGUGAACGAGUUAUUAAAGACACCAAAGCAGACCAUCAAAGAUAAAGAGGUUGACGUGAAAAAGGCUACGCCGAAACCUGACGCGAUGGGUAUGGGUAUGGGCAUGCGUGGUGGCCGUGGGGGCGGUCGAGGAAUGGGCCGUGGUCGGGGUCGUGGAGGCGGUUACGCCCAGAACUGGGGUCAGAACUACGGGGGAUACGGUGGUUACAACCAAGGCUACGGCGGCGGCUAUGACGGCUACGGCGGUGGCUACGACUACUACGGUGGCGGCUACGGAGGCUACGGAGCAGGAUACGGCGGUUACGAUUACUCUGGCAAUUAUGGUAAAUACAACCAAUAUACAGGGUACUAUGGAUAUGGUAACUAUGAAGGCGGCUACGGUGGCGGAAGAGGUGGUGUGGCACGUGGCAAAGGUGCUGGAAACUUCACGGGUGGCAAGCAAAGAGGUGGCGGUGGUGGUGGCCGGAAUCAGAGGCAUCAACCCUAUUAAGUUACGUUUCAUCAUCCAUCUCUAUCUCGAUCAACUACACCCACCUUUAAUUUCUUUCUCUGUGCAUUGGUACUGUUCGUUCG